CCAGGAAGUAAUCCUGUAGGCAACAGACCAUUUUACGUCACUAUGCACUGAAACGAUUGAGGUCGAGUCCAGAGUGACUGUAGCCAUGGCAAUGACGGGCCAGACGUCCUUCACCACCAUGAGUAACCACACCAAGGAGCGCGUCACCAUGGCCAAGGUGACGCUGGAGAACUUCUACUGCAACCUCAUCGCCCAGCACGAGGAGCGCGAGAUGAGACAACAGAAGCUGGAGAAGGUCAUGGAUGAGGAAGGACUGGCAGAUGAGGAAAAGCGCAUGCGUCGCUCCCAACAUGCCCGCAAAGAGACAGAGUUCCUCCGGCUCAAGCGCACACGCCUCGGCCUCGACGACUUUGAGUCGCUCAAAGUGAUUGGCCGGGGAGCUUUUGGUGAGGUGCGUCUGGUCCAGAAGAAGGAUACGGGUCACGUCUAUGCCAUGAAGAUCCUGCGCAAAGCAGACAUGUUGGAAAAGGAACAGGUGGGGCACAUCCGAGCAGAGAGGGACAUUCUGGUGGAGGCGGACAGCCAGUGGGUGGUGAAGAUGUUCUACAGCUUCCAGGAUAAGAUGAACCUCUACCUCAUCAUGGAGUUUUUACCUGGAGGAGACAUGAUGACUCUGCUGAUGAAGAAGGACACUCUGAGUGAGGAGGCCACCCAGUUUUACAUUGGCGAGACGGUGCUGGCCAUCGACUCCAUCCACCAGCUGGGCUUCAUCCACAGGGACAUCAAGCCCGACAACCUGCUGCUCGACUCGAGGGGCCAUGUGAAGCUGUCGGACUUUGGGCUGUGCACUGGCCUGAAAAAAGCUCACCGCACAGAAUUCUACAGAAACCUCAGUCAUAACCUCCCCAGUGACUUCAAUUUCCAGAACAUGAACUCCAAGCGGAAAGCCGAGACAUGGAAGAGAAACCGGAGACAGCUGGCCUUCUCAACUGUUGGAACGCCAGACUACAUCGCCCCAGAGGUCUUCAUGCAGAACGGCUACAACAAGCUCUGUGAUUGGUGGAGCCUGGGGGUUAUCAUGUACGAGAUGCUGAUUGGGUACCCUCCGUUCUGCUCAGAGACCCCUCAGGAGACGUACAGGAAGGUGAUGAACUGGCGGGAGACUCUGGCCUUCCCUCCAGAGGUGCCCAUCUCCGAGAAGGCCAAAGACCUCAUCUGCAGGUUCUGCUGUGAACCCGAGCACCGUAUUGGCAUGACCGGGGUGGAGGAGAUCAAGACCAACGGCUUCUUCGAGGGAGUGGACUAUGACCACAUCAGGGAGAGACCAGCUGCCAUCCCCAUUGAAAUCAAGAGCAUUGACGACACCUCCAACUUUGAUGAAUUCCCAGAUUCAGAUAUUCUGCAACCAACGGUGGUAACCAAUCACAGCGAGGCUGAUCUGAAGAACAAGGACUGGGUCUUCAUCAACUACACGUACAAGCGCUUUGAGGGCCUGACGGCACGUGGGGCCAUUCCCUCCUACAUGAAGAGCAGCAAGAGAUAGCCCUUCUCUCUCCUCUUCCUCUUCCUCCUCCAAAACACAAAAACAAAACAAAACCCCUCACCGCUCUGCAACAGACUUUCCCCCUCCAUUGAGGACAACUCAUGGCACACACCUUCCCGGAGUUUGACUUUAUUUCUACUUCCUCCUUGCGUUUGUCCUCUUCCUCCUCCUUCUUCCUUUUAAGGGAUUUUAAGUGUUUUAUUUUUUUUGUAAACAAAACCAAGACUUACCUGGAGGUGGUCGCCAUUGCUGGCGAGGCCUCCGGCGAGCUGGUGGGGGGGAUAUGCAAGACUCUCCUCCUCUCCUCCCCUGCCCUUCUACCCUGCUCCAGUCCCAUGUCAUGGUUGAGACUAUGGCAGCAUGGCAAUGGCUAUGGAGGCCGGUCCUCUUCUCCCCUCCUCAAGCCCUGUGGAGAGAGCGAGAUGGAGACCACCUCAUCUGUCAAGAGGCUGACCUGGCUACCUUCUCUCCUCAGGCCUCAGGGCUGCCACCUGCCGCCAACCUCCUUUUUCCACCAUUGCUCCUCUCUUUGGUUCCACACCAGACCCCUCUGCAAGUCCUCUCUUUUCUAACCUCACAUUUUGAAGCCUCCUACUACUACACCUGCUGUACUGUACAUUUCUACCUCCUCUCCUCUCCUCUCCUUCCUGAUCUCUUCUUCUCUUUGACCUCUUUCAACUUUGACUCCUCAUUUCUCCUCCUCACAUCCCCUCCACGUCUUGUGUGAGUGGCUAGGGCUGCUGUGGUCACGUGUGCCUCACUCUCACAAAGGGCUUCUCUCUCUUUUUCUCUGUCUGUUUCACACACUUGCUUUCUUUCUCUUUUUUCUUUCUUUCUUUCUCAUCAAUGUUGAAAUGCAAACUUGUCUGUAGACACUGGAGCCUUUUUUAAAAAAUGGCGGGACCUGUUUUUGCCUCCGCUAAGCAGGAGACACCAGGCACUAGCUGCUCCUCGUCCUCUCCUCACCGCUCGACUCGGCUCAGCACAGCUAGCUUUGAGCAACAGCAGAAGAUUGGGUGAAAGGACAACUGCAAGAAAAGCACCCUUAAUGCCCAGUUAUACUCAACCAAAGAUCUGGAGGACAAUAACCUGAGUGUCAGAAACACGCAGACACUGUCUGUCUGUCCAUCCGUCUGGCUUUGUGUUUCUGUCUUUCUGUCUGUCUGUACCUGUCUGUCUGCAUCCCUCCUUUUGUCAUUCCUGUCUGUGAAUGCCGGCUUAAGUUAUCGAGCUUACUCUACGAUUCUACUACUACACCAUUCCAUCCUGUACCACAUGUGCUCGCGUUCGUAGUCUGACACCAAAUCCACAAGAAAAGCUCAACUUUCAACCCAUUGCAUAGGAAAAAGCUGGCUGUUGUUAAACACUUGAAACUGUGCCUGCAACUGCCUUUCUCGUAAAGUCCUCCUGAAUGUUUAUCAGAAUAUUCUGAUGGCGUCCAAGGGCGCCCUCUGUAGGGCUUUGUGUGUCAUUAGCCGUUCUAUGAGCAGAAUGUGUUCAAUGCAAAUGAGUACUGUGAUUCUCUAAACCGCAUGACUCGUUACGGUGAGUCUUUCUCAAACUUUUGACCAUUUUUUUAUUUCUUCAAAAGCCAGUGACUCUUAAGUUGAAGCUGGGACAACAGUGGAUUCUCUUUAGGGGUCAGUCAAAACAUACACAAUGUUUGACUCUAUGUAUGGAUCUUUUCUGUUUUAGCAUGCAGACAUGAUAUUGGUAGAGGCAAGCUUUGUGUAUGUACAUUUUUAAGUGCAACUUACUUAAGUCUCCUCAACUGCAAACACUGGUUAAGAGUCAUUGCUAUAAAAAUGUACAGGAGAAAAAAACUUGGGAAUGGGGCUUUAAGAUGUCGGCGAGUUUUGAAUGUAGGUGAACAGACACUGGAGUCCUAUGGACUUUUCGUCUCCUCUUUGUCUUACAUGGAGGCCAGUUUGUGUCUGGUCCUGGGACUUGACCCUUGACCGACACACUGCAGUCCCUUCCACCCCCAAAAUUCCAUUCCCUGUAUCUCCAGCAUAAAUAAGGCUCUUGUGUGUUUUUGAAUGCUAGGUAUGGUAGGUUUAGAGUAGUAUUUUAGGUUAGGGGUAGGUGUAUGGCAAUAAUCCCUGAAAUGCUGUUUGUUGUGUGAGUAGAGGGGCGCUUUUGAGUCCAGGUCCGCCACCAUGCUAGUCCUUCAAUGCUGUUCGAUGUUCUGGAAUGUAAUAUCUGGACCAAUGAGACUGGUCGUUGUUGUUGUCGUGUGUGCGAUCAACGCUUGGAGCAUGUGGCAGGGGUUGUUUUUAGUGUGUAAAUAUGUGCACAGGAAGCAUGUGUUGUGAUUUUGGAAAAGACAAAAAAAGAAAAAUGAGUAGGGUGUAUGUGUGUGUGUAUGUGUGUGUGUGUGUGUUUGUCUGCUGCAUGAGCUGCACAGCUCUGAGGGGGCGGGGCUUCUGCAGGUUAGGAUUCCGCCACUGAUGCAUGCUGGGUAGAGGCUGUUGAUUAAAAGCAAAUGACGUCUGGGGGGAAAAGUUUUUAAAAAUGAUCUUUUUUAAAGAAAAAAGAAAAUAAUGCUGCUUGAAUAGAUUUUUUGUUUCUUUUGCGUGAUUGUUUGCGAGUGCUGAAGCUUGCAUUUACCUGCUAAAAGUUGGUCAGGGUUUAGGGAUUAAGUUUGGAACCAUUUAAUUGGAGUUCUCCUCCUCUCCUGGCAACAGGCUUUUCAUUGACUCACAGAAGGGGCGCAGACUCGGUCUACUAAGCCAGCACUAUACAGAGUUAAACCCACAUUGUCAAUAGCCCAUGUUCAGUUAGCUGGAUUCACACUGUGGCACAUUGCGCACCAUAGACUUGAACACUGCUGCUUUAAGGUUAAGGUUGUCCGUUUUUCCAAAGCAUUAAAUACCACCACUGUUACCACCACUGUCACCACCAGCACUGUGCAAUGUUUACAUUUAACCCCACCAGCAUUGCAUUAAAAUGGCAAAACAACCAGGACUUGACAAAGAAGACAAAUACCAGCCUAUCGUCAAACACACCCAAUCAUAAAGCAUUUGUUAAUUAUGUACACAAACUGAAGUUGUCCUGUUUUGAUAAGAGGGUAUUUUAUAAUAGUGAUGGUAAGGGUUUUGCUCUGUCAAGUGCUGGCUUAUAGCGCUAGUGUUUGAGUCAAACCCCUCUUCCACUCCCACUCCUGGGAGUGACUGUGAGUCAGCCGAAAGCCCAGCUUGGGUCGAUGGUGCCCACUGCCAGACAGGGUUUCUCAGGUAGCGUGAGGUCUGUGUGUAAUGCACUGUUGCUACUGGUGUUUUCGUUUUGAAUGGGCAUCGUGAGUCAGGCUUUCUGUAAGUGCACGAAGAACUUGCUAGAAUGCUGGUAAAGCUGGCAGAGAGAAAUGACUUGGCCUGCCUACCUGCACAGGUUAAAGGGGGAAAGUUGUUUCAUGCCCGACCGACUGGGCAUUUGUGUGUGUGUGUGGUGAUGGAUCACUGAAUGGCUAAUAUACAAAAAAUUAUGCACUUUUUCCAGGUAGAGAGUAGGUCUGUUGGUGAUUUAAAGGAAAAAAAAACAUUUUUGCCUUUUCUGCCCUUUUUUUCUUUCAUUGAUCGCUGGUUAAGGUGUAGUUAAAACCAGUUAUAAUGUACAGCGGAGAGACAAUGAGCAUGUACAUAGAAAGCUGCUUAGGCUAUGUUGGAGGUUUUUUUUUUUUUGCAAGUGUUACUGGAUGUGUAAUGUUGCUUUUAGGGGUCUGGCCCUUCCUUGUUUGAGCACCUUUCUGUGGAUGAUGGUUGACAGCUUGUAUUUUUGUGUGCUGAUGACCAGUUUGAAAGCAAUAAAGCACCUGCUGAUAUGACACCGAGCCAAAA
This is a messenger RNA of Engraulis encrasicolus (European anchovy), 5319 nucleotides long. RefSeq names its product serine/threonine kinase 38a (gene stk38a). The coding region runs from base 86 to 1483 and encodes 465 amino acids. The record is from RefSeq and is a predicted model, not a curated record. NCBI's taxonomy places the organism in Eukaryota, Metazoa, Chordata, Actinopteri, Clupeiformes, Engraulidae. The transcript has 14 exons. Gene Ontology annotation, biological process: peptidyl-serine phosphorylation; intracellular signal transduction. Gene Ontology annotation, molecular function: protein serine/threonine kinase activity; ATP binding.